AAGAAAAAAAGUGAAGCCUUUAUCCGAAGUCUGCUUUUUGGUUCACAAUACGUGUUGCAUUUUUCGCUAUUCGGAAACAUUGCAUAGGAGUACACGUUUAUAACUACUGUAACGUCACUACAAAAAUGUCAUCGACAUGCUCUGGUUUGACCAACGAUGAGCUUGUUUCAGCGCUCGUUAGGAAAAAACUUCUCAAGUCUCCCACGGUUAUCGCGGCCAUGCGUCGUAUCGACCGCCGCUGGUUUAUCCCGUCAGCCUUCUCAGCCGUCGACGCGUACAGGGACUCACCCCUGUAUAUAGGCCAUGGAGCCACUAUCAGCGCGCCGCACAUGCACGCUAUCGCACUCGAGGUGAUGGCGCCGUAUAUUAUAGGUGAGCACCGUCUUUCGUCCUCGACUGAUUCAGAUAUACGCAUCUUAGACAUUGGUAGUGGUAGCGGUUACCUCACAGCUGUCAUGGCGGAUAUAUGCUCCACACAUAAUGCAGCAAACGACCGGCCAUGGAAAGUCAUUGGGCUCGAGCAUGUGAAAGAGCUUCAGAAUAGUUCUCUCUCUGCCAUAAAAAAACACUUCCCAUCCUGGAUUGAAAGGGGCAAUGUGGAGAUGAUAUGCGGCGAUGGACGUAAUCUCGAAAAGGCUCUUUCUUCUGAGGUUGUGGCGGGCCGCCCUCUUACUUUCGACGUCAUACAUGUGGGCGCAGCUAUCCCAACCACCCCAUCAGUUUUACUCAAUUUUUUAAAACUGAACUCAUGCUUAGUGGUGCCUGUGGGUGCGCAGCACGAGACCCAGAGGUUGAUGGUGUUUUGUAAAGACCAGCAAGGAAAAGUGACGCAGGAAACAAAUUGCUUGGUUUCUUUCAUCCCGUUGACUUCGAUUGACGAUCAGUUAGGGAGUCUCCGAUGAAGAUACCUUUAUUCCUUUCUUUUGUAUUUUUGUCUUUUAUUAUUGAAAUCAUCAAAGUAAGAUAUGGAAAGUCCAUUCAGGCGUAUUUUAUUUUCCAAAAACGCUUGUAACGAAAAGAGGCAGACUUUCAAUUUUAGGUCUCUAAUAUUGUGUGACUCUGUGCUA
This is a messenger RNA of Phytomonas sp. EM1, 1067 nucleotides long. NCBI's taxonomy places the organism in Eukaryota, Euglenozoa, Kinetoplastea, Trypanosomatida, Trypanosomatidae. The record is from the annotation of a GenBank genome assembly.